AUGCUGGUCAAGGCAGCCGUCAGGCCGUGGGUCGCUGUGUCUGGUGGGUCAAAACGGACAUUGGACUUUUCAUACCACUCCUGCCGUUCGCUCUCCACAUUUACACUACCAAAGAAGUCGUUUCAAUUGCGAUCGCGGCCCCCGAUACAAAAUGCCUCUGGCUUAAUAAGGAUAUCACCAUGGAGCCCUGUUCUCCUUCAAUCCGCCGGGCCAUCAUCCGCUCGUUUCAAUUCCACAGCGACGACACCUAUGCCACCAAGUGACCCUGCCGCAUCUGUACCUGCGGACUCCGUCUUAGAUGCGCCGAUAUCUGGCGGUGCCCAGUCAAUUGACUUGCUUUCUGCCGCGGACCUUGCAAACGUGGACAUUUCCCAAAUUCCUGAAAAGCUAGGCUACCUAAAAGCAGUCGGCUUAGAUUAUGGAUGGGGCCCUUCACGGGUAAUAGAAACCAUACUGGAAUCAUUCCAUAUUUACGGUGGGCUUCCAUGGUGGGGUGCUGCGAUAGGUACUGCGGUGUUCCUGCGUGUCCUAGUGUUGAAAUUUGCCAUGGAUGCGUCCGAUACCUCAGCCAAGGUAGCCAGUGUGAAACACCUAACUCAACCACUCCAAGAGGAGGUCCAACGGUGCUAUAGAGAAAAUGACACCGUUGGCAUGCAGCGUGCGCAGCAGGAGCGGAAAAUUAUCAAUGAAACACACAAUAUAAAACUCUUGAAAUUGGCCUUUCCCUUGGUGCAGGUUCCACUCAGUUUCGGCGCCUUCAGAGUUUUGCGGGGCAUGUCUGCAUUGCCAGUGCCUGGAUUGGAUUCAGAGAGUUUCCUUUGGCUUCAUAAUGUGACACUGCAUGAUCCCUACUUCAUUCUCCCCAUAGCAACCGGAAUUGUAAUGCAUUAUACUUUCAAGCUUGGUGGUGAAACCGCUGGUGCAAAUGACCCUACCACGAUGAUGGCCAAACCAAUUAUGCUCUACGGUUUGCCAGUCUUAUCGGCCAUUUGCACAUCAUUCCUACCAGGGAUCCUCCAAAUGUUCUUUGCUACAACGUCAGUACUAGCGAUAGGCCAAUCCUACGCGUUCCGAAACUCUUCGUUCCGAUCCAUGACCGGAAUGGCGCCGUUCCCCAGUCGCCCUGUCACUCCCGGCGUUACUGAGCCAAAAGUGCGUAUCCUCGAAGCUCGAGCAAAUAACUCUGAACAAUCCCCUACCCAUAUCGAGACCGUGCCAAAAGCCAGCUUCAUUGACCGAUUCCUUUCCAGCUUCCAAAAGUCCAUUAAAAGUACCCGUAAGAAGAUGGAGAACUACACUGGUCAAAACAAUAAGGUCGAGAAAUAUGCCGACGGUACUCCCAAGGCCCGCAUGACCAAGAAACAGCUUGAGGACGCUAUUGCUUAUGAGAAUAGACGAAGGGAAGAACUCGCCAUUGAGCGAGAGACGCGGAAUAAAGAGCGACAAAUGGAAUAUAGGCGGAAAGCUGUGGAGAAGAGGCGGAAACAGAGAGAGAUAUGA
Molecule: messenger RNA, 1500 nt
Organism: Histoplasma capsulatum G186AR
Lineage: Eukaryota; Fungi; Ascomycota; Eurotiomycetes; Onygenales; Ajellomycetaceae
Product: membrane insertase OXA1
Exons: 3
Coding region: 1-1500 (499 amino acids)
Biological process (GO): mitochondrial respiratory chain complex IV assembly; protein insertion into mitochondrial inner membrane from matrix
Cellular component (GO): mitochondrial inner membrane
Molecular function (GO): membrane insertase activity
Source: RefSeq, a predicted model, not a curated record